UUUGCGCAUGCGCAGAAGAGUAAACGCACGUGUUUCUGCUACUGACCGAGUGAGCGUUGAUUAUCAGCAGAAAUUGGGUAUUUUACUUAAUUUUGUUAGAUUCUUUAUGAAGUAUCUUGAUUCGUAGCUGAUUAGUGGAUUAACGGAGAUUCAUCGAGACAGACUUGAUUGUUUUUAUUCUUUCUAAAAUGUGGGUCAACCAGCACAGGUUUAAUCUUGUUUGGUGUAGAAAACUGCAGACACUGGUGUCCUCCUCCAGAGUGGGCUCUCAGGCAGCUUCAUACCACCUCACAGCAUGUCUCCUGAGUGAAGAGGACAAAAACAUGGACACUCGUGUGAAAAGACGCCUCAGGAGGUCACCCAGUCUUCCUCAUGAUGGAAAGAAGGACUUCAGGAGGUCACCAGGUCUUCAUGAUGAUGGAAAGAAGGACUUCAGGAGGCCACCAGGUCUUCCUCAUGAUGGAAAGAAGGACUUCAGGAGGUCACCAGGUCUUCAUGAUGAAGAAAAGAAGGACUUGAGGAGGUCACCCUCAAAGAUCAAGACUUCUUUGGAGCAGAAUCAGAGGAGGGUUGACGUCCCCAGAGUCUCGUCUGAACUCAGGAAACUGUGUCUGGAGGAUUUCCCUGCAGAAAGGGAGCGGCCGGUGAGACCAAAGUCAGAACUGGACUCCAGAUCAGAGCACGAGGUGGUUUUUGGCGUGGCUCCGUGUCUCUUGGCUCUCACUCAGGGACGAAGGAGUGCCUAUGAACUGUUUGUGAAGGAUAGCGAGACCUCUCAGAGGGCGUCUGUGGUGAAUGUGUGCGAGGAGGCGCACCGGCGAGGAGUCCGGAUCAGCCGGGUCAGCAAGAAAAACCUGGACAUGAUGUCAUCUGGAGGAGUCCACCAAGGAGUUUGUCUGAAAGCAAGUCCUCUGAGCUUUCUGACCGUGGGCUCUGAACCUAAACGGACCUCCGGCCUCCCCCUGUGGCUGGUCCUGGAGAGAAUCCAGGACCCCAUGAAUCUUGGUGCCAUCCUGCGCUCUGCUUACUUCCUCGGUGUGGACGGGGUCAUCAGCAGCCUUCGCCACAGCUGUCCUCUGUCUCCGGUGGUUAGCAAGGCCAGCUCAGGCAUCAUGGAGGUGAUGGGGGUGUACGGGCAUGAUAACCUGGAGGAUCUGCUGAAGCUGAGGGCGGCGCAGGGCUGGCAUGUGGUCGGGACAGUCGGAGCAGAGCCGGAGGAGUCCCACGUUCCCGUGGUCCCGUGCUCAGACUUUCACAUGUCCAAACCCCUGAUGUUACUGAUGGGUGGCGAGGGGGACGGGCUGUCCCACAAGCUGCUGUCUCUGUGCCAGACUCUGCUCACCAUCUCGGCUGGAAGGGACCUGCUGCCAGGGAUCGAGUCUCUGAACGUCUCCGUGGCCACAGGCAUCCUUCUGCACUCUCUGCUGCACCAGAGGAACUCGCCCACAUGUUCCUCACAGCAAAGAACGGCGGCUCCAUGAACCCACAUCUGCAUGUGCAUGAAGUUCACUGUGUCGCUGCUGAAAAUAUGAUUCACGAUAAAACUGUUUUUACAUUAAAACCUCCAAAGAGAAAA
Molecule: messenger RNA, 1576 nt
Organism: Nematolebias whitei (Rio pearlfish)
Lineage: Eukaryota; Metazoa; Chordata; Actinopteri; Cyprinodontiformes; Rivulidae
Gene: mrm1
Product: mitochondrial rRNA methyltransferase 1 homolog (S. cerevisiae)
Exons: 1
Coding region: 189-1481 (430 amino acids)
Biological process (GO): rRNA methylation
Cellular component (GO): mitochondrion
Molecular function (GO): RNA binding; RNA methyltransferase activity
Source: RefSeq, a predicted model, not a curated record